Molecule: messenger RNA, 1874 nt
Organism: Galeopterus variegatus (Sunda flying lemur)
Lineage: Eukaryota; Metazoa; Chordata; Mammalia; Dermoptera; Cynocephalidae
Gene: HAUS7
Product: HAUS augmin-like complex, subunit 7
Exons: 10
Coding region: 279-1163 (294 amino acids)
Biological process (GO): spindle assembly; centrosome cycle
Cellular component (GO): HAUS complex
Molecular function (GO): microtubule minus-end binding
Source: RefSeq, a predicted model, not a curated record
CGCGUCAGCGAGACGGGGGCUCGGCGUCAGAUGCCAACUGUGUGCCGAGCGCCUGCUGGGUGCCAGGCACUCCUGGCCGGCCAGCCUCCAGAACCCCUCAACAGCCCCACAGGACAGUCCCCGCAUCGCAGCAGUGAGGAAAGCGUCCCCAGGGGGUCAAGGAACUGUCCCAGGACCUAAGCUGCCCCUUUCUCGAGGGUCUGUAUAUUACAGACCCAAAGACGAUUCAGGAACUGCUGUGUAGCCCCUCGAAGUACCGUUUGGAGAUCCUGGAGUGGAUGUGUAUACGGGUCUGUCCCUCCAUGCAGAACACAUUCAGCUCGCUGAAGGGGGCCCCGGUGGAGGUGAAGAUCCGAGAGAUGGUGAAACUAGGCCAUGAGCUGAUGCUGUGUGUGUCAGAUGACCAGGAGCUCUUCAGGGGCCGUGCCUGUGCCCAUAAGCAGCUGCACUUUAUGGACCAGUUGCUAGACGCGGUCCGGAGCCUGACCACUGGGUGUGCCAAUUGCUUGAGCCUGAAGGAGCACUUCGAGGACACCAGGGAGAAGAAUGAGGUGUUGCUGGGGGAGGUAUUCUCCAGCCCGCACCUGCGGAUGCUCCUGAACCCUGAGUGUGACCCAUGGUGCCUGGAUAUGCAGCCCCUCCUCCACGAGCAGAGCGACAACUGGCGAAGGGCUAGCCCCUCUGCCGAGUCAGAGGAGGAGAAGGUGACAGAGCUGGCCAGGCAGCUGCAGGAGAGCACGGCCAAGCUGCAGUCACUGCAGCACAGGCAGGGGGCCUCUGUGGCUGGGGCCAACCCCAGCACCCUGGACCAGAAGCUGCGCCUGGCCAUCUCCGACUUCCACCAGCUCAUCCUGGCUUUCCUCCAAGUCUACGAGGAUGAACUGGGUGAGUGCUGCCAGCGCCCAGGCCCCAACCUCCACCCGUGCGGCCCCAUCAUCCAGGCCGUGUCCCAGACUCUGACUUCCUGCAGCCAGCUGUUGAGAACAGUCGUGGAGGCUGCUGUCACCUCUGUGAAAGCUGCGGAGGCAGCCAAGGAGCAGCCGGGAGAGCAGAUCUGCUGGGGCAGCAGCAACUCCAUGAUGAGUCUAGCCACCAAAAUGGAUGAACUAACACGGAAACAUAAGGUCUUCAGCAACAGCCUGCACAAGGCACAGGGCAGAUAGUGUGGGAGCAGGAGGCCCUCCCUGGAGCCUGAGGUGGUGGGAAGGGACGAGCCACCGCAGGAGAAGCAGUUACAGCUCCUUUGGAGGGCAGCGGGCAGAGUUGGAGAGACAGGAAACCUCAGGCUCCGAGAUGCUGCCUCCAGCCUGCUUUUUGCUUUCGCAGCUCUGUGUCACUCUCCCUUCUCUCUGGCCCAGGCUGCUUGCCCCCUCAUUUGUGUCCAGGGGCCGGGGCCAGGGCUGGGGCCACCUCUGGCUGCAGCGCUCCAGCUGUCCUGCAGGCCUGGGCUGGGCCCCUCUCCCCAUUGCUGCCACCUCCCAGUUCAGCUCAGUGACGCCAAGCCCCCCAAAUCGCCACUGUACCCUGUUGCCAGCUGUGCGUGAGGAGGGUCCCCACCACCUCCUCCCCCUGGCCGACCUCAGGGUCCCCUGUGAGGACUCCUUGCCGCCCCUCAGUAGUGCUCGUCACCCACCCCUGGGACCCAGCAGGUGGGGACCUGUUCCCGCCUCCUUCCUUCUCAGGGCGCCCAGCACCAGGCUGGGGAAUUCUUAGAGGUGGCUGGACUGGUUGUCCAGGAAGCUGCUCUAGGGCUUCCCAGGGUGACCCAGUAUCUCCCUGAGCUGUGUGCCUGUCACGGCCACCUCCCUCCCUUCAAGCACGGGAACAGGUGUGGCUGGGGGAGGAAGGGUCUCCUCGCACCUGCCACUGCCUGC